Messenger RNA from Gossypium arboreum, 2406 nucleotides. RefSeq names its product pentatricopeptide repeat-containing protein At3g50420. Bases 65 to 2182 code for a protein of 705 amino acids. The record is from RefSeq and is a predicted model, not a curated record. The transcript has a single exon. NCBI's taxonomy places the organism in Eukaryota, Viridiplantae, Streptophyta, Magnoliopsida, Malvales, Malvaceae. Gene Ontology annotation, molecular function: protein binding; RNA binding. Gene Ontology annotation, biological process: RNA modification.
ACUGUACUUAGGAUUGAUUCAGUUCAUAGAGUUGCAGAACUGAGAAACCUCCUUGGCCGCGUGCAUGCUACCGUCAUACGAAAGCUGCUAUCUAGCGUCCCUCGUACAAAAAUGCAGCUCCAUAACAACAGUCAAAAAAGCGCGUCAACUCCACGCUUUCCUACUGACCACCUCCACAACAUGCCUCCACUCCCCGUCCCCCUACCUCCACAACAACCUUGUAUCUAUGUACUCUCGAUGCAACUCCCUUUCAGAUGCCAAGAAAGUGUUCGAUAAAACUCCCCAUAGAAAUGUAGUUUCAUACAAUGCGCUCAUUUCCGCGUAUUCUCGAUCUAUAAACCAUGCUAAUUUAGCCUUUGGAUUGGUUUCCCAGAUGGGUUUUGAGUGUUUAAGGCCUAAUGGUGCCACAUUCACGAGCUUGUUACAAGCUGCUUCAUUGGUUCAGGAUAGAUUGAUUGGUUCGUCGCUACAUGCUCUUCUUCUGAAGUCUGGAUUUCUAGGUGAUGUUUGUGUUCAAACUUCGUUACUUGGGAUGUACUCGAAUUUUGGGGAUUUGGUAUCUGCUAAUGAAGUUUUUGCUGGCAUAGAUGGCAAGGAUGUCGUUUCUUGGAAUUCUACAAUAUUUGGAUACUUGAGGAAUGAUAAGAUAAUGGAAGGGCUGGCUCUCUUUUUUGAUAUGAUGAAGUUUGAGGUUUUUCCAACUCCAUUUACCUAUUCCAUGGUGUUAAAUGCUUGUGGUAAGUUGGGAAAUUAUGAGUGUGGGAAAACUAUCCAUGCCCGAGUUGUCGUUUCUAAUAUAGUAGUUGAUUUACCUUUGCAAAAUGCCUUGCUUGACAUGUAUUGCAAUUGUGGUGAUAUUGAAAUGGGGUUGAAGGUUUUUAGCAGGAUUCAAAACUUUGAUUUGGUUUCUUGGAAUUCAAUGCUCGCGGGAUUGGCAGAGCAUGGAGAUGGCAUAAGAGCCAUGGAGCUGUUUGUUGAGUUGAAGGGAAUGUAUUUUCUUAAGCCUGAUGAAUACACUUUUGCUGCUGUCAUUUCUGCAACUAGUGCACUCUUGGCAUCUGAUUAUGGGAAGCCCCUGCACGGUCAAAUUACAAAAUCAGGUUUGGAAAGUAGUGUUUUUGUAGGAACUGCCCUUGUGUCCAUGUAUUUUAGAAAUGGUGGUAGUGAAUCUGCUCAGAAGGUUUUUAGUAUGAUCUUGAAGAAAGAUGUGAUGGUUUGGACUGAAAUGAUUAUGGGUUAUUCUAGAUUGGCUGAUGGGGAGAGUGCUAUUAGAUUGUUGGUUGAAAUGUGUCAAAUGGGGUACAAAAUUGAUAGCUUUGUUCUCAGUGGUGUAUUAAGUGCUUGUGCUGACCUUGCAAUGCUAAAACAAGGUGAGAUGAUUCAUUCUCAGGCUAUAAAAUCUGGAUAUGAUGUUGAAAUGUCUGUUUGUGGUAGUCUGAUUGACAUGUAUGCCAAAAAUGGAAACCUUAAAGCUGCUCAAUCCAUAUUUUCAUUGGUUUCUAACCCUGAUUUAAAGUGUUGGAAUGCAAUGCUUGGGGCAUAUAGCCUACAUGGAAUGGCAGAAAAUGCCCUGAAGCUAUUCGACAAGAUUCUAAAACAUGAACUAAGACCAGAUCAAGUAACAUUUUUGUCUCUACUAUCUGCUUGUAGCCACAGUGGCUUGGUUGAGAGAGGAAAGUUAUUAUGGGGUUUUAUGAAGGAAAGUGGUUGCACUGCAGGACCCAAGCAUUAUUCUUGCAUGGUGAGUUUGCUUUGUCGAGCCGGAUUAUUAGACAAGGCAGAGAAGAUAAUUAUAGAAUCACCAUAUAGUGAAGAUAAUUUGGAACUCUGGAGAACAUUGCUAAGCUCUUGUGUCACUUUUAGAAACCUGGAAAAAGGAGUUCAUGCAGCGAAUCAGGUUUUAACGGUUGAUUCAAGAGAUAGUGGAACCCAUAUCUUGCUUUCAAAUCUUUAUGCUGCAACAGAGAGAUGGCAAGAUGUUGCAGAAAUGAGGAGAAAGAUGAGAGGCUUGAUGUUGGAAAAGGAUCCUGGGCUAAGCUGGAUUGAAGAUAAGAACAUUAUUCACAUGUUCACGUCUGGAGAUCAAUUGCAUCCCCGGGUUUACGAUGCAGAAGCUGAACUCCAUAGGUUGCAAGGGAACAUGAAAAGAUCAGUAACAUACGAUUUCCUUUCAUGUUUCUAGUUUGACAACAGAAAUUCAGAACUAAAUGUGAUUUUGCCCAUGAUGUUUUAUAUCUUCACACGAAUAAUAGUUUCAAAUAUUACUUCUCAAAAAAUAGAAAAAAAAUCCUACAAUGUGUGUUCUACAAUAUUACAGUAAUAAGGAUCUUGUAGCAAACAAAUCAAUGCUGGAAUGACUGAAAAUAAGAUCAGGAUAUUCGACAAAGCUAACAUCUUGUUUUCCUG